Molecule: messenger RNA, 3055 nt
Organism: Schistocerca americana (American grasshopper)
Lineage: Eukaryota; Metazoa; Arthropoda; Insecta; Orthoptera; Acrididae
Gene: Frmd5
Product: FERM domain-containing protein 5
Exons: 12
Coding region: 1-1866 (621 amino acids)
Cellular component (GO): cytoskeleton
Molecular function (GO): cytoskeletal protein binding
Source: RefSeq, a predicted model, not a curated record
AUGGCGAGUCCUUUAUCCAAAAAUCAACACAAGGGGAAAUACCUUCUGGAGUAUGUUUGUCGACAACUGAACUUAGCAGAGAAGGAUUAUUUUGGACUUCGUUAUGUAGAUGCCACACGACAAAGGCACUGGUUAGACCCGGCAAAAUCUGUGAUAAAACAAGUCAAAGAUAUGGAUCCUAUAUUGUUCAGCUUCCGUGUAAAGUUUUAUCCACCAGACCCCUUCAGACUGAAGGAGGAAAUAACUCGAUACCAGAUCUACCUGCAGCUCAAGAGAGAUCUCCUCCAUGGACGCCUGUACUGUACGCCGUCAGAAGCAGCCCUGCUGGCUGCUUAUAUAAUUCAGUCGGAGUUGGGUGAUUAUGAUCCAGAAGAGCAUGAAGAUAAUUAUGUCUCAGACUUCAAACUGUUAUUAAAGCAAACACCAGAAAUUGAGGGAAAGAUAAUGGAGCUGCACCAAACACAACUCAGAGGGCAGACACCAGCACAAACAGAAACCAAUUUUCUGAGGAAAGCCUGCCAGCUGGAUACAUAUGGUGUUGAUCCUCAUCCUGUAAAGGAUCACAGAGGAAACCAGUUAUAUCUUGGGAUAAACCAUUGUGGUAUCUUAACAUUCCAAGGCAGUCGCAAGACACAUCACUUUCGUUGGAGUGAGGUUCAGAAAAUAAAUUAUGAAGGGAAAAUGUUUAUUGUUCACCUUACAUAUAAUGAGGAUCCAAGGACGAAGAAAAAACAUACAGUUGGUUUCAAAUGUCCUACUGGAGCAGCUUGUCGCCAUGUCUGGAGAUGUGCCAUAGAACAGAUGCUUUUUUUUACACUUCCCUCGAGUUCUGAAGCACCUUCAGUGGUGACAGGUGGCAGUUUCUUUUCCUGGGGAACAAAGUUUCGAUACACUGGUCGAGUUGAGAAAGAAAUUCUUGAAGAUUCUGGUCCAUUGAGAAAGGAAGAGCCAUCAAUAAACAGGAAUUUUCGCUCAUCUAGUUUGCGGCGGAAGGCUUCCAGUGUUCCAGCCACUCCUUCAACACCUAUUGGCUCGGAACUGGGGUAUGGAAGUCUCCCAAGAGCCAAUCAUUCUGCACCAACCUCAGAUGCACGACUGGAUGCCAGCGGAAAUAUUUUGUGUGGAUCUGAUGUUCCACUUUCAUCACCUUACUGCACAGACUCUGCACUGCCACUUCUCGAGACUGUUGCUGAAGAUCAAGAAAUAACAGGGAAGCAUCGGUUACAAGCUGAGGAUAUUGAUGCAUUUAUUAAGCAUGAAAAAAACCAGAAUUCACCAUCACGCACUUCUACCACUCAAUGCAUGGUCCCUUGCACUUCCACACCCAAGGGAGACAUUGUUUAUGAAUCAAAUCUGGAUAAAGGGUUUGAAAAACAUCAGAAAGCAACAGAAGAAAAGAAUGUAACUGACGGCAUUAAGGAACCUUCCCAACACAAAUUAGGUCUGAAGGAUGGAGAAAAUGUGCAGCAUGGUUUUGAUGACUAUUACUUCCGUGACUCGUUUGAGCACUCGUCAUCGGAGUCGCAACUAAUGGAGCUCGGUCUCAAGCAGACACACCUGGGUACAACACCCACCAGGACACAACCUCCACCUAUACAAGCACCUCCUACCUCUUCACAGGUGGGACUUGUAUCGGCGCAACAUUCGGGUGGCACUAAUCGUCGAUUCAACAUUUUUCGUGUGUUUGUGCCAUCAUUUCUAGUUGUUGUGGCAUCACUAGUUAUUGGUACUGUGUUUAUACUCGAGCUGGACUGUGAAACAUUUAGCACUCUGCGGCGAUGGCCAGAAAUGGUAGUACUGCGGCAUGAUUAUUAUGAACCUAUGAAGGAAUACUUACGGAGGCACUUUGUAGGCUGGUUAUCGUAGAAUAACAGUGAAACUUUUAUUGUUACCUGUGCCUAGGGACUUUGACCCACACCUACAGUAGUGGUGCAAUAAUGACUGUACCAGACAGCUGUAACAUGCAUGUAUGUUUUCUUUGGAAAUGCUUUUUCUGUGAGACUAACAGCGAAGGGAAAUCUGCAGGGAUACAUACUGUCCACUCUGUAAGUAAACGUAACUGGUUUCUAGUGCAAGACUUUCUGAAACAUUUGGGAACUUUUUUACAUAUUAAUAAAUGUCCUCCUUCACAGCUUUUAUGGGACUUCAAAAUAACUAAUGAACAGUUUUUUAAAAAUGCUGAUUUAAAUUCUCCCUGAGCGCCUUCCGUUACUCCUCAAAGUGCCUGCAACCACUGUUGGCAGUGGUUAUUCCAUUUCUUCUUGCCCCAAAUUUUUGUGGUAUCUUUCAUCAGAGUAAUACCUAUUUACAUAUUUUGUUACCAUACAGCAUUAAUAGGAACAAGUACUGAUGGGGCCAAUAAAAAUGUGGCCUAAGUAAUGCUGCUGUUGCUCUGUAUGAAAUUUAUGGAUAUAAAAGAUUGUGCUUUCACAUAUAUCACAUUGUCAAUUAUAAAUGAAAUCUUUGUUAUUUUUAAUAGUUUUUAAAAAUGGUUGGUAUAACUGUGUAACAGAGAUACAAGAUUUUGUUUUUAAAUAACAAACACAGCCAGAAGGCUUGUUUCAGAUUGAAUGACACAACUGUUUCAUUGUUUUACUGAAUAAUCAACAAAAAUCUAUGUUAUCAUCAUGAUAUUUGAUGAGGUGCACAUUCCACAUUAUCACUGUUAUAAAUAAUGGACUUUUAAUGUAUCUAACUGUGAUCCAGAAUUGAAAGUACAAAAUGUACUGCGUGAAAAGGAUGUUUUAAGUUUUAAAAGUCUAAUGUAAUGAAAUUUUAUUUAUUUAUUUAAUCUGUGUUCAAACAAGGUACUCACUGAAGAUGAUUUCAUGGCACAUUCUGUGUUCUUUAAGAAAGAAAUGUAAGGAAAUGUUUUAAUGUAUACAUUCCAUAAGCAUUUUAUUGUAUUAUUAUAAAUGUAGAGUUACAUUCCUUUAUUUUUAAUAAGUAGACAAUGACAGUAUAGCCUCCACCUCUUCCACUCUUCUUUCAUUCAGGUGCUUUCUGCUGUUUAUGGAACUGAGUGCAGCAAUAAAUAAUACAAAUUUGGAAUGAA